Solea senegalensis (Senegalese sole) is the source of this 2743-nucleotide messenger RNA. It is a transcript of the gene itprid1, whose product is annotated as ITPR interacting domain containing 1. The transcript is spliced from 4 exons. Bases 1061 to 2743 code for a protein of 560 amino acids. The record is from RefSeq and is a predicted model, not a curated record. NCBI's taxonomy places the organism in Eukaryota, Metazoa, Chordata, Actinopteri, Pleuronectiformes, Soleidae.
AGGAGGAAGUCAGAGUAAUGAAGGGCCAGACUCUUCCUCUUCUCCUCUGCCGUGUAACGCCUCAUUCCACCCACUCUCUCCAUCGCUGAUCGCCUCUGGUGAAAAAGCUCCACUUUCCUCGCCCUGUCCAUCACCAGAGCUUUCCAAAUUUGACCUGCCGUGUUCAGAAAUAGAGACACCGCCAGAUCAAAUUCAGCCUCCACCUGCUUCAGUGUCUGAAUCAGGAUUAGAGCAUCUUCCCUCUCGUUCUUCCUCACCCGAUUUACAGAAUGUAACUUACUCCCAGUCUCCAGCUCUCCCCUCUCUGACAUUCAUCUCUCUCGCGGCUACUUCCUCCCCCACUCAUGCUGCCUUGUUGCUUCAAGGAUCAGAGGACGAUGAGACUGAAGUAAAUGAUGCACUGUGGCCUUAUCUUGCUACUUCUUUUCAUAACUCUGAAGACAUAGCGUGUUCUAUUUCAUCAAGUGACCCUCUGCCUCUGUCUCCUCCUUCAAAUCUGGACUGUCCAUUUUCUGGACACUCUGACUCUUUGAGGAGCCCAAAAAAGACUGAGGUGGUUUUGGUAUCUGGUAUCUUGUCGUCAACUGAACAUCCCUCUCCAACCUGUUUAUCACUCUCUGCUCCUCUGGAUUUUCAGUGUCCACCCUCUUUUAUCUCCUUCCUUUUAACUGAGUCCUUCACACAGGGUCCAGAAGACAAAUCAGAAGAAUCAGUUUUUUCAGACCCACGUGAAUCAGACCUUUCUGAAAAACCCAGAAACCCCUCCUUCCAGCAGGAGGAGCAUAUUCCUUCAGCUCCACUCCCUCCUGUUCUGGACUCCUUUAAGCUUGAGCAUGAUUUCCCCACUCUGCCUAGUCUUUCUCAUGAGACUUUCACUCCAGUUUCUCCACCUGCCGUGUCUUCAAAGUUACAACCAGAUCCAAAUCUGGUUCAUCUUGCUGCUGGAAUAAUUACAGACCCAACAGAGCAGUUCAUCUCCCAGCAGGGCCGGUCAUGUUCUCCUGAUGAUGACAACACAGACCUUAUUCCAACUUCUGUCCAAGAGGUUUCUCAUGAGAAGAUGGAUCAUCUGUCUAUGGACCUCGAUGACAACCUUCAGAAGGACACAAAUGGAGAUGCUGCAGUUUGUAUCUCAGAUGCAGAGAGUUCUGGAGGUCUGUCUGAAGGUUCUGGGUUCUUUUCCGAGCAAAUGUGUCACCAAACAGACAAAGAUCGAUUAGCUGAAACCAAACAGGAAGAAUUAAGAGAAGAUUGUCAAAUGGAAAUCAAUGACAUAGACGGUGAAUCACCCACAAGUUAUUUUGUUGUGAAUAAUCAUCCUGAGUUAGACUGCAGAGCUGACAUGGAACCAAGGGAUCUAACGGAGGGUGAGAACUUAGAUAUGGUGUUUGAAACCUCCGUGGAUGGUUUAGAGAGUGAAAAUGGAGAUAUAGAUGCAUUUUUUCAGCAGCUUGAUAGUGAAGGGCGAGUUUAUUGGGCAGAACCCAUCCAAGUUUCUAAUUCCUCCUAUGUGCUCGAAGAAUCUGGAAGUUUUGAAUCCUUAGAUGGAUCUCAAUGGAAUUCUUUGUCCUCCAGAGACUUGGCUGCUCUAGAGUCAGUUUCACUCCCAGUAACAACAACAACAACGGCCUCCUCAGAUCCACCGUCGUCACUGGUUCCACCUCCAGUCCAAUCCCACCCUGUCACCCCAGAUGCGAAGCUGUCAAGCCACUCAGUUUCCACUCAGAUGUCUUCAUCUAUAUCUUCUCAUAUUGUCCACAGAAAGGAUGUCCCUUAUGAGGCUGACUCAAAACACUCUCCUCUCCCUAGUGUUUUCCCUCUGGACACCUCCAGCCCCUACCGUGCUGUCCAGGCAUGGACGGACCUGCAAAUUCAGCGGAACAUCAAGAAAUUAUCUAAUCGAGCUCUUUCUGUCCCACAUGAAGCGGCCGCACCUGUGGGUGCUGCAGGAAAGACACACAGAUCCACACUGGUCUACUCCUCAUCACCUUCUUUCCCGCUGAUGUCCAACGACAGUCGGUCGCACGACCGUCUCCCUGCGAUGGCGAAAAAUUACCGGACUGUGUCCGUCUCAGUGGAUACAGGACUGGGGCCUGAUAAAGAGGAGGAGGUGUACAGGAGUGAAGGACGGGAGUUCCUCUGGGGGGGAAAUCGCUCAGUUACCGUGAACUGCUGCUGCUCCUGUGAGCACCAGUGCUGCUGCGCUCAGGAGAGCCACAGUGACCAACACACACUGGGAAACACUCCUUACUCUUUGGGCGACCUGGAGGAGAUGAUGCUGUCUCUGCAGCAGUACUGCUCCAUGCACAGCAACAUGGAGGAGCAGCUCUCUGAAAACCAGACCUCAAUUUACAGCGCACUGUCUGAUAUAGACCGGGAGACGAUUGAGGACCUUGAGGUGCUGAGGAGAGCAGUGAGACAGGAGGCUGGAGAGCUGGAGACACAGCUGAAUCAACUGGCACAUCACCAUGACGACAGCCUGAAAAUGAAGAUGCGCAGACUUCUGGAUGAGCAGUCCCUGCUGUGCACUCGGCUCAGAGUCUUCCAACCCGAUGCGGAGCCCAGGUCGUCACACUCCACUCCCAACAGGACAGUAGCCACUCAGUGCUGUUUGCCACCGUGGAUCGGUCCAGCUGACACGCACAGAGACCACGACUCCUCCUGGAGCAUGACCAACAUAGACUCACUCAGACAUUCUCCUCCUGGUUCAGCGAGCGUCUGCAAAGACCCCUUUAAGACUUAA